Candidozyma auris is the source of this 564-nucleotide messenger RNA. Its product is annotated as rRNA-processing protein FCF1. The transcript has a single exon. NCBI's taxonomy places the organism in Eukaryota, Fungi, Ascomycota, Pichiomycetes, Serinales, Metschnikowiaceae. Bases 1 to 564 code for a protein of 187 amino acids. Gene Ontology annotation, cellular component: small-subunit processome; nucleolus. The record is from RefSeq and is a predicted model, not a curated record.
AUGGGAAAGGCAAAGAAAACAAGAAAAGUGUCGCUCAUGAAGCGGGCUUUAAAAGCAAAUGAUCCUAAAUUACAAAAAGAAAAGCCAAAGCAGAAAAAAGACGACCCUGAACUCACAAAGCAAGUGCCUCAAGUUAGCAGUGCCCUCUUCUUCCAGUACAACGAAGCCAUAAAACCCCCAUACCAAAUUCUUUUAGAUACAAACUUUUUCAAUUUUUCUAUCCAAAAGAAAAUCGACAUUGUGCGUGGUCUCAUGGAUUGUUUGUACGCAAAGUGCAUACCUAUAGUCACAGACUGUGUGAUGGCAGAGUUGGAGAAGUUGGGGCCAAAGUAUCGUAUUGCGUUGAAGCUUGCAAAAGACCCUAGAAUCAAAAGAUUGAGCUGCUCACACGGAGGUACUUAUGCCGAUGACUGUUUGGUCAACAGAGUGAUGCAGCACAAAUGUUAUAUUGUGGCUACGAAUGAUGCGGAUUUGAAAAGAAGAAUAAGAAAGAUCCCCGGUAUUCCAAUCAUGGGUGUUGGUGCACAUUCGUAUGUCAUUGAGAGAUUACCCGAUGUCUUCUAG